This is a messenger RNA of Mytilus trossulus (common blue mussel), 5413 nucleotides long. RefSeq lists its product as uncharacterized. The record is from RefSeq and is a predicted model, not a curated record. The transcript is spliced from 2 exons. The coding region runs from base 1109 to 5413 and encodes 1434 amino acids. NCBI's taxonomy places the organism in Eukaryota, Metazoa, Mollusca, Bivalvia, Mytilida, Mytilidae. Gene Ontology annotation, molecular function: zinc ion binding; nucleic acid binding. Gene Ontology annotation, biological process: DNA integration.
UUAAUUAUUUAUAUGAUUUAUUUUACACCUAGGACUAUAUUUUAUGUUAUCUCUUAUUUUCACUAACACCGGUAAUCUAGUCAAGCAGACCUUGUUUAUCACGUGAUUACGCACCUAUUGAAAUUUAACAGGUGAGUCCCAAAUCAGUCGGCACAUGAUCAUUGAGAGUAGCACACGUUUGUGCAGUUGGGUUUGUGGUUUAGAUAGCAAUUUGGACAUUAUAAUUGUCAGGACAGGACAUGGAUGUCCAAAGGCUAAUUGAAACAACACUCAGGGGUUUUUAGGCCCGGUUUUAGUGUGCGUUGGCACGUUGCUAAUUGUCGACUGGUCGGAGAUAAUGGUGUCGAUGAAUUAAUGGUGUCGGGGUUAAAAAUGGUAACAACUCGGUGAUAUAUUGGUUGGAGUUACAACGCAUGGAGGCGGUGAUAAAUUUAUAGUCCGUUUCUAUUUAUUUGGAGCAAAAAGUCCGUAAAAUUAUAUACAUUUUUAGUUGAGAAAUCGAGGAGUCCGUGCAGUAUUUAUGCAGUUUAAAGCAGUUAUAGUUUGUUAUUCAGCAUUAUAUUUAUUCAUACAAAUUUAGUGUUCUCUUCAAUCAAUUUAGAAGCAACCAAAUAUAUGUGAAAAUUAGUUAAUUCGUCCGUUUAAUUAUAAAGAGAAAUUCAAAGGGGAACAACCCAGUUCAUCAUUUACAUCUACAGUACGUACAACGAGGAACGUAUCCGGGCAGUGUGCGGAAAGUGUGCAGGCCGAAAUUUGUUUGAUUUAUGUUUAUUUCAUGACAUUUUGUUUUGUUCCGUGUGUGUUUAUUUAGUUACAUUUGUGUUCUCAUUUCAUAUUACAUUUUUUGUUGAAUUUACUUUAUUUUGUUUUGUUAAUUAAAUUUAUAUUUUAAUUUGGUUUUGUAUGACAUUGGCCACCUGACAAUUCCCAAAGAACUUACUUCGUUACAAUGGUGGCAGCGGUGGGAUUGUCACUGUGCCAAUUGUUAUAUUAGAAAAUAUUGUCAGAUAGACAACAGGGAUUUUUUUUCUGUUAUAUAUUUUGUUUGAACUUUUAUGUUUUAUUAUUUGUUUACAUUAUCAUUUUAUUAUUAUUUGUAUUGUACAGUAUGGCAGGAAGUGUAUUACCCGCUUGGGUUCCGGAGAUGUUAGAGAAGGGUGAAACUUUGGAGACAUGUUUAGAAAUGUUGAAAAACAUGCAGUCUACUGAGAGAGAAGCUAGGAUGGAAGAGAGAGAGAUGAGAAAGAUAGAGAUGGAAAAAGAGGUACGUUUAAAAGAGUUAGAGCUUAGAGAGAAAGAAAUGGCUCAAGGUGUUGCACCACCACAGACACAUUCAAGUUUGAAGUCGAAACUUCCUAAAUUUAAGGAAGGUGAAGACCCAGAUGUAUUUUUAAGGUCCUUUGAGAAAUUGGUGGUUUUGCAUAAAAUACCCAAGUCUGAGUGGGCCCUUAGAUUAGUCCCUUUACUUUGUGGGAAAGCUUUAGAGGCAUUUUCUAGAUUGUCUGAAGAGGACAGUAAAAAUUAUGAUAAAAUUAAAUCUGCUAUUUUAUGUAGAUACGAGCUUACUGCCGAGGCAUACAGGGAGAAGUUCAGAAGUGAACGCCAGUCUUCGGAUGAGUCAUUUAAGGAAUUUUCAGUCAGACUAGUAGGUUUUCUUAGACAUUGGUUGGAGCGUGAGUUGAUAGGCACUGAUUUUGAUAGAUUUGUUGAUUUAGUUACUAGAGAACAGUUAAUGGUAAGUUGUAAUAAAGAGCUCAAACUUUGGAUCAAGGAACAGAAACCGAAAACAAUUGAUGAGUUGGUAGACAAAGCUGAGGCUUUUCAGCAAGCACAUAAAGAUGAACAGGUAAGUUCUAAAUCAGUUGGGAGAAUUGACACCGACCAAUCUAAACAACAAGGUAGAUAUAACCAAUCAAAAGGAAGACAACCUGACACUAGGACUUGUUUUAUUUGUAAGAACAUUGGUCAUAUAGCUACGCACUGUCCUACAAGGACGAACCGGUCAAAGGAGGAUAAUUUUAAGCCAGGUAAGUUUGGUUUGUGCAUACAGAGUAGACAAGAGUAUAGAGUAGAUGAUUAUAUUAGUGGUGUGACUGUUAAGUUGCCUGGUGUUUCAUGUAAUGGCGACAAGGUACAGGUACAUGGACUUGAUAUAGUAGAAGGUAAGAUCGAUAGUGAUAAAAUCUCAGUUUUGAGAGAUACAGGUUGUUCUACUGUAUUUGUUCAUAGUAGGUUUACUAACCCAGAUUGUCUUACAGGUCAGACUAGAGACAUAUGUUUAGCAGAUGGUUCAGUGAAGCAGUGUCCAGAAGUAUGUAUUAAUAUUUCUACUCCUUAUAUUUCAGGUGAUAUUAUUGCAUUGAUCUUAGAUACACCGUUUGCAGAUCUGAUUGUUGGAAACUAUGUGAACACAUCAGUACCACAUAGUGUCGAUGGUUUAUCAGUGACUAGUGGAGAAGAUAUUUUUGUUUCAGGUGACUCAGUCCCAUGUCAUGCAGUUGAGACUCGAUCUCGAAAGAAGAAGCAGGAUGAAGCAGAUAUUAUGAUUGAUCAGACGAAUGUUCAGCGUAGUAGCGAUAUACCUAUAUCUCAUUCUAUAGAUUUUUCAGACGUAUGCCAUGAUUUUAAGAUUUGUGAUAGGAAGCAGUUGAUUGAGUUACAGAAGACAGAUGAGACUUUGGAUAAGGUAAAAUCUUAUGUAAGUGAUGUGCAUGAUAACCCAGCAUCUUAUUUUAUAUAUAAUUCAGAUUUACUAUAUAGAGUGUAUACUAAGCCAAGUGGUGAAGUUAUUCAGCAAAUUGUAUUACCAAGCAAGUUGAGAGGAACAGUUCUUUCGUUGGGACAUGAUAUUCCGUUGGCAGGUCACCUUGGGAAUAAGAAAACAAGAGACAGAAUCAUGCAGCACUUUUUCUGGCCAGGUAUAUUUAAUGAUAUUGCCGAAUACUGUAGGUCUUGUCCAGAUUGUCAGAUAGGUACAUCGAAGGGUAGAGUACCACGUGCUCCAUUGAUUAGCAUAUCACCUAUGGAUGAGCCAUUUCAGCGCAUUGCUAUUGAUUUUGUUGGCCCUUUGCCUAUGACUGAUGACAAAAACCGUUAUGUACUUGUUUGCGUCGAUUAUUCCACUAAAUAUCCAGAAGCAAUUCCUUUAAAAGACCAAGAAGCUUCUACAGUCGCUAAUGCUCUUAUAAGUUUAUUUUCUAGAGUUGGCAUACCCAGGGAGCUGUUGACAGACCAAGGCAGUAACUUUAUGUCAGAGCUGAUGGUUGAGGUAUGUAGACUAUUAAAGAUAAGUAAGUUACGCACUAGUCCUUAUCAUGCUAUGUGUAAUGGACUCUGUGAAAAGUUUAACGGUGUACUGAAGAAAAUGUUGAAGGCAUAUGCACGACAGACACCAAAAACAUGGGAUGCAUAUAUCCCCUACUUAUUAUUUGCAUAUCGGGAGGUACCAAAUGAGAGUACUGGUUUCUCACCGUUUGAAUUGUUAUAUGGCAGGCACAUUAGAGGACCUCUAGCAGUACUUAAAGAAGAGUGGGAAGAGCCUAGUACAUGUCAAAACUCUGUGUUGAGUUAUUUAUUAGACACUAGAGAAAAGUUGAGAACAAUGGCUGAGUACGCCAUUGAAAAUAAAACAAAAGCGAAACAAAGACAGAAGUUUUAUUAUGAUAGAAAAGCUAGAGACAGAAAGAUUGAAGUUGGUCAAAAGGUGCUUAUAUUAUUGCCUACACAUACAUCAAAGCUGUUAGCGAGUUGGAAAGGACCAUUUAUAGUGACUGAUAAAGUUAGUCCUGUUGACUAUAAGGUCAAGGUUAGAGGAAAAGACAAAGUAUUUCAUGUAAAUAUGUUGAAGUUAUGGCAUGAGCGGGUAGAUAAUGAUCUUGAUAAUAAUGUCACAACAGAUAUUGCUGCGUGCUUAAAUGUAAUUUCAGGUCUUAACACAGAUGAAGGCACAGAUGAUAGUGAGAUGACUACAGAUAUAACUCCAGUGUUGAAAAGCAAAGAAAAUGUAGAUGACGUUACGAUCUCACCAGAAUUGACAACUGUCGAAAAACAGCAGCUUAAAGAAUUAUUAUCAGAAUAUGAAGACAUCUUUAGUGACGUACCUAAGGUAACAAAUAGUAUAGAACAUAGAGUAGUUACAAAAACAGAUGAACCGAUUUACCAACGUCCGUACCCACUACCAUACGCACUUAGAGAUAAGGUCAGAGAAGAGAUUGACAAUAUGUUAGCUGCAGGUAUAGUUGAGCCGUCUGACAGUCCGUAUGCAGCUCCGAUAGUACUGAUCAAGAAAAAAGACAACACACUUAGAUUUUGUGCCGAUUAUCGUUCCUUGAACAAACAGACUAUCUUUGACCCGAUUUUUAUGCCACGCAUGGAUGAGGUACUGAAUAAAGUCAGCAGAGCACGAUAUAUCAGUAAACUUGAUUUAACUAAGGGCUAUUGGCAGGUACCACUUGAAAAAGAUAGCCGACAGAAGAGCGCAUUUAUAACGCCGUUCGGACAUUAUCAGUUUACUGUUACUCCAUUUGGUAUGAUGAACUCAGGUGCUACUUUUGUUCGUAUGAUGGAUAAAGUUCUGGCAGGAUACGAGGAAUUUGCUGACUCGUUCAUUGAUGAUAUUGGUAUAUUUAGCGAUACAUGGGAGUACCAUAUUGAGCAUUUAAGGGCAGUAUUCGAUUCACUGAGACAGGCAAACCUCGUUGCAAAACCGAGUAAGUGUUUAUUUGGCUACGAUGAGCUUGAGUUUUUAGGACAUAUUGCCGGCGGUGGCAAGAUUAAGCCUGUUCAGGACAAGGUAUCUGCUAUACAUGAAUUUCCAGUGCCUGUCACGAAGAAACAGGUGAGAUCAUUUCUCGGUCUGAUAGGUUUCUACAGGAAGUUUAUACCACAGUUCUCCGACAUAUCCGUACCUUUGACUGACCUUACAAAGAAAAACGAACCAAAUAAAGUUGAAUGGUCAGACACAAUACAAAAAUCUUUUGACAAGCUUAAAGAAUGUAUUUGUAGUGACUCUGUAUUACGGAGUCCAGAUUUUUCUAAAAAGUUUAUUUUGCAGACUGAUGCGUCCGGUAAGGGUCUAGGUGCUGUACUAGAGCAAGAAUUUGAUGACGGAAGGCGUCCAAUUAUGUUUAUCAGCAAGAAACUCUCUGGAGCGGAAUGCAACUACGCAGUGGUAGAAAAGGAGUGCUUUGCCAUAGUGUGGGCGGUUAAAACUUUGAGAAACUAUCUAGAGGGUAAAGAGUUUGCUAUUAAUACUGAUCAUGCUCCUUUACAGUGGUUACAGAGGAUGAAAACCAGUAACCAACGGUUACUCCGUUGGAGUUUGAUACUUCAGGAAUUUAAUUAUACAGUUUUUUACAUUGCAGGCAAGACAAACAUUGUUGCAGAUGUUUUGUCUAGAUGUGGCGAUAUUUAG